Molecule: messenger RNA, 4511 nt
Organism: Pygocentrus nattereri (red-bellied piranha)
Lineage: Eukaryota; Metazoa; Chordata; Actinopteri; Characiformes; Serrasalmidae
Product: NACHT, LRR and PYD domains-containing protein 12-like
Exons: 14
Coding region: 220-3615 (1131 amino acids)
Molecular function (GO): protein binding
Source: RefSeq, a predicted model, not a curated record
CAGACGCUGACAGAAAGCAGCUUUACAGGAAAAUCCAGUUCUGAGCCCCAGUGAGCAUCGCCAGUGGUAGCAGUGGCAGAAAACAACACCUUAAGAGCAGGACGAACAAACAUUGAGAGGAAUCAAGACUCAGAAGGGGAACCCAUCCUCCUCUGGACCACGCAAUACUACAGUACAGAAAAGGAGAAAAACAGGUUCCAGCUGUGACCUGCCGGAGACAUGAGCUCCACAAUGAGUUCCUCUGAAGAAGAACAGCACACAGAGAGAGAGAAGAGUGGGAAUCAGACGGAGAAACCAGACUCACCUGAGCCCAGCUGUGUGUCCAUGAGGAGUGAUGACUCAAUGGAGAAAUCAAGAAACUUCAGAGAGGGAGACAGUUCUCCUGCUGUGAGUGGGAAUCAGACGGAGAAACCAGACCCACCUGAGCCCAGCUGUGUGUCCAUGAGGAGUGAUGACUCAAUGGAGAAAUCAAGAAACUUCAGAGAGGGAGACAGUUCUCCUGCUGUGAGUGUUCAAAAGGAAAAAUCAAAAGUCUCCACCAGGCAUAAUUUGGAUUCCAUAUUUAAGGAUCUGGAGCACAAAAUAAUCUCUCUGGUGAAGAAAGAGCUGAAGAGGUUCAAGAAGCUGCUGAGUGCAGAUUACCCAGCAUGCUCUGAGAGAGAGGUGGAGGCUGAGGAGGAUCAGAGCAGUUCCAGAGAGGAGGUGCUGAAGAUCACACUGAACAUGCUGAGGAACAUGGAGCAGACAGACCUCGCUAACAUCCUACAGAGCAAGCCGAUUUCUGCACAUCAGAAAAAAAUCCAAAUCAACCUGAAGGAGAAAUAUAUGAGAAUUAAUGAAGGAAUCUCACAGUAUGGAACACCAGUCCUUCUGAAUGAGAUCUACACAGAGCUCUACAUCACAGAGGGAGGGAGUGGAGAGGUCAAUGAAGAACAUGAGGUCAGACAGAUUGAGGCAGCAUCCAGGAGACCAGCAACACAGAAGAAACCCAUCAAAUGUAAUGACCUCUUUAAAGACAGACCCAUCAGAACUGUGCUGACUAAAGGAGUUGCUGGAAUUGGUAAAACAGUCUCAGUGCAGAAGUUCAUUCUGGACUGGGCCGAAGGAAAAGCAAAUCAGGACAUCCUCUUCAUAUUUCCACUUCCUUUCAGGGAGCUGAACAUGAUCAAGAACAAAAAGCUUAGUCUGAUUGAACUUCUGAAUGACUUUUUACCAGACAGAAAAUUAUUACAAUCAAUAGACUUUGAAUCUUACAAAGUCUUGUUCAUCUUUGAUGGUCUGGAUGAGUGUCGACUUCCUCUAGAUUUCCAGAACAAUGAGAGCCUGUGGGAGGUAACAGAUUCAGCCUCAGUGGAUGUGCAGCUGACAAACCUCAUCAAGGGGAACCUGCUUCCCUCGGCUCUCCUCUGGAUAACCUCUCGACCAGCAGCAGCCAAUCAGAUCCCUCCUGAGUGUGUUGACCUGGUAACAGAGGUACGAGGGUUCAGUGACCCUCAGAAAGAGGAGUACUUCAGGAAGAGAAUCAGUGACCAGAGCCUGGCCAAUAAAAUCAUCUCACACAUGAGGUCCUCAAGAAGCCUCUACAUCAUGUGCCACAUCCCAGUCUUCUGCUGGAUUGCAGCCACUGUUCUAGAGAGAGUGUUGGGUGGAGCAGAGAGUGGAGAGAUCCCCAAGACUCUGACUCAGAUGUUCACCCACUUCCUGAUCUUUCAGAUCAAACACAAGGACCAAAAGUACCAUGGGAAAUGUGACCCUGAUCUUCAGCAGACCAAAGAGAUGAUUCUGGCACUGGGAAAACUGGCUUUCCAACAGCUGGAAAAAGGCAAUCUGAUCUUCUAUGAGGAAGACCUGAGAGAGUGUGGCAUUGAUGUCAGAGAAGUGUUAUUGUAUUCAGGAGUUUGUACCCAGAUCUUCAGAGAGGAGUUUGGGCUGCACCUGGGGAAGGUGUUCAGCUUUGUGCACCUGAGUGUUCUGGAGUUUAUGGCUGCUUUAUAUGCAUUUCUCUCCUUCAUCAGUGGAGAAAGAACAAAACAGCUGAACACUGAUCUUUGUGAUAUUUUCCAACAGUCCGAACUGUCAGACUUCCUCAAGUCUGCAGUGGACAAGGCCUUACAGAGUGAGAAUGGACACCUGGACCUUUUCCUUCAGUUCCUUCUCGGCCUCUCGCUGGAGUCCAAUCAGACUGUCUUACGAGGCCUAUUAACCCAGACAGGAAGCAGCUCUCACAGCAAAGAGGAAACAGUCCAGUACAUCAAGGAGAAGAUCAGGGAGAAUCCCUCUCCAGAGAAAUCCAUCAAUUUGUUCCACUGUCUGAAUGAACUGAAUGAUCAUUCUCUACUGCAGGAAGUUCAGUCAUACCUGAACAGAGGAGAAUACUUUAGCCUCCGAGGACUCUCCCUCUCUCCUGCCCAGUGGUCAGCUCUGGUGUUUGUGUUGCUGAACUCAGAAAAAGAGCUUGAUGUGUUUGACUUACGUAAAUAUGGCAGGUCAGAGGAAUAUCUUAUGCAGUUGCUGCCAGUGGUCAAAGCAUCAAGAAAAGCUAUGCUUUUUGACUGUAGCCUCACAGAGAAAAGCUGUGAAGCGCUGUCCUCAGUUCUCAGUGCAAAGUCCUCAUGUCUGAGAGAACUGGACGUCAGUAGAAACAAACUGCAGGAUUCAGGAGUGGAGCUGCUCUUAGCUGGACUGAAGAAUCCAAACUGUAAACUGGAGAAACUGAAGCUGCGCAGGUGUGAUCUCACAGAGAAAAGCUGUGCAGCUCUGUCCUCAGCUCUCAGCUCAAACUCCUCCAGUCUGAGAGAACUGGACCUCAGUAAAAAUGAACUGCAGGAUUCCGGAAUGGAGCUGCUCUCUGCUGGACUAAAGAAUCCACACUGUAAACUGGAGAUACUGAAAUUGGAAAGAUGCAGAAUUACAAAGAAGGGCUACACUGAUCUGGCUUCAGGGCUUAAAUCAAACCCCUCUCACUUGAGAGAGCUGAACUUGAACUCUAAUAAACCAGGACAGUCAGGAGUGAUUGUUCUCAUCAAUCUACUGGAGGAUCCACGUUGCAAAUUAGAAGAACUAAAUGUUUUGAUGUAUCAUUUCUCUCCCAGCAUGUGUAACUGUAAUCUCACAGAGGAAAACUGUGCAGCUCUGUCCUCUGCUCUCAGCUUCUUAAGUCUGAGAGAACUGAACCUGAGUAACAAUAAACUGCUGCAGGAUUCAGGAGUGGAGCUGCUCUCGGCUGCACUAAAGAAUCCACACUGUAAAUUGGAGACACUGAAGAUACAUGGUUGUAAUAUCACAGAGAAAGGCUGUGCAGCUCUGUCCUCAGCUCUCAGCUCUUCAAAUCUAAGAGAACUGGACCUGAAUAACAAUAACCUGCAGGAUUCAGGAGUGGAGCUGCUCUCUGCUGGACUGGAGAAUCCACACUGUAAACUGGAGAUACUGGAGCUGUGUAAAUGUAAAAUUACAGUCGAGGGCUGUGCUGCUCUGGCUUCAGCUCUAAAAUCAAACCCCUCCUCCCAGCUGAGAAAAAUUAAUCUAAACUGUAAUAAUCCAGGAAAGUCAGGAGUGAAGCUGCUCUCUGAUCUACUGGAGGAUCCACACUGUAAACUGGAGGAAUUAGACAUCUGAACACCAUCCACCUGAUCUGCUCUCCCACACAGAGGGCUAUGAGGAGAGGAUGAAGUACAAACGCACGGUGUAUGGUUCUACAUGAGUGUCUGAUUUUGCAUGAAAGUGAAGGAACAAUUGCGACAGGCUCAAAGUGAAAGGUGUACAAAUUUAUUUUCAAUGAAAUGUAAAAAGAGUUUUAAAGUUAUAGACAGAAUUACUGGUUGCAUAAUUAAUUAUACCACAUCAUCACGCCAUCUAAAAUUAGAAACUACCCAUUUCAAGCAUUCCAAAAUGAAAAUGUCAUAUUCAAAGAAAACAUUGCUUUUUAAAGUGUAUCCUAGACAGGGUCGUCGGACCCAUGGUGGAGGGGGGGGGGGUGCUUUCGCCCCACCGCUUUUCAAAGAACUGUGGCAACGCCCAACUACUGUUUGAGUUCAGUUUGUUCAUGUGCUUUCACUAAACUGUAUGAAGCGCUGAUCAGCGUGAGCAGGCAGAGUAAAACUGAGCGGCAGAGCCAAUCAGAAUCUCUAUUUUAGCUGCGAGAUGCUUUCAGACCUCCAAUAACAUCUGUCUGCAGAGCUGCAGCUUCAGCCCAGCAGGCCCAAAGCCAAAGGCAUUCAGAGCAUGUGGCCACACUUGUUUUCAUUGUUAUGUUUUAUGUGGGUUUCCAGUACAUGUGUGAUAAAUUUGCAUUGGGCUAAUGUUAUGUUUUAAGUUUUAGGCUAAAACAGACUUUGGUUUGAAUACAUAUAAAGAUUUAUAGGGUAAAUAUUACACAAACUAUAGCUUAUUUAGCCUGGGUAAGCUAAUGGGUUUGUAGACAUAUGGCUCAAUUUACUUACCCUUGAUAUGGGGGUUUAUUUGUUCACUUACAUUACAUGCACAGGAAUAAAAGUUUACCUUAAGCAGCUUAA